This is a messenger RNA of Knipowitschia caucasica, 3831 nucleotides long. Lineage: Eukaryota; Metazoa; Chordata; Actinopteri; Gobiiformes; Gobiidae. The record is from the annotation of a GenBank genome assembly.
AUGUCAUUCUUAAGUGAGGAGGAGACCAGGAGGAGGAGACCAGGAGGAGGAGACCAGGAGGAGGAGACCAGGAGGGGAGGACCAGGAGGGAGAGACCAGGAGGAGGAGACCAGGAGGAGGAGACCAGGAGGAGGGGACCAGGAGGAGGAGACCAGGAGGAGGAAACCAGGAGGAGGAGACCAGGAGGAGGAGACCAGGAGGAGGGGACCAGGAGGAGGAGACCAGGAGGAGGAGACCAGGAGGAGGAAACCAGGAGGAGGAGACCAGGAGGAGGAGACCAGGAGGAGGGGACCAGGAGGAGGAGACCAGGAGGAGGGGACCAGGAGGAGGAGACCAGGAGGAGGAGACCAGGAGGAGGAGACCAGGAGGAGGAAACCAGGAGGAGGAGACCAGGAGGAGGGGACCAGGAGGAGGAGACCAGGAGGAGGAGACCAGGAGGAGGAGACCAGGAGGAGGAGACCAGGAGGAGGAGACCAGGAGGAGGGGACCAGGAGGAGGAGACCAGGAGGAGGGGAUCAGGAGGGAGAGACCAGGAGGAGGAGACCAGGAGGAGGAGACCAGGAGGAGGGGACCAGGAGGAGGAGACCAGGAGGAGGAGACCAGGAGGAGGGGACCAGGAGGAGGAGACCAGGAGGAGGGGACCAGGAGGAGGAGACCAGGAGGAGGAGACCAGGAGGAGGGGACCAGGAGGAGGAGACCAGGAGGAGGGGAUCAGGAGGGAGAGACCAGGAGGAGGAGACCAGGAGGAGGGGACCAGGAGGGAGAGACCAGGAGGAGGAGACCAGGAGGAGGGGAUCAGGAGGGAGAGACCAGGAGGAGGAGACCAGGAGGAGGGGAUCAGGAGGGAGAGACCAGGAGGAGGGGACCAGGAGGGAGAGACCAGGAGGAGGAGACCAGGAGGGAGAGAACAGGAGGAGGGGACCAGGAGGGAGAGACCAGGAGGAGGAGACCAGGAGGAGGAGGACCAGGAGGGGAGGACCAGGAGGGAGAGACCAGGAGGAGGAGACCAGGAGGAGGAGACCAGGAGGAGGAGACCAGGAGGAGGAGACCAGGAGGAGGGGACCAGGAGGGAGAGACCAGGAGGAGGAGACCAGGAGGAGGGGACCAGAGGGAGAGACCAGGAGGAGGAGACCAGGAGGAGGGGACCAGGAGGGAGAGACCAGGAGGAGGAGACCAGGAGGAGGGACAGGAGGAGGAGACCAGGGGAGAGACCAGGAGGAGGAGGAGACAGGAGGAGGGGACCAGGAGGAGGGGACCAGGAGGAGGAGACCAGGAGGAGGGGACCAGGAGGAGGAGACCAGGAGGGGGACCAGGAGGAGGGGACCAGGAGGAGGAGACCAGGAGGAGGGGACCAGGAGGAGGAGACCAGGAGGACCAGGAGGGAGAGACCAGGAGGAGGAGACCAGGAGGAGGAGACCAGGAGGAGGAACCAGGAGGAGGAGACCAGGAGGAGGGGACCAGGAGGAGGAGACCAGGAGGAGGGGACCAGGAGGAGGAGACCAGGAGGAGGGGACCAGGAGGGAGAGACCAGGAGGAGGAGACCAGGAGGAGGGGACCAGGAGGGAGAGACCAGGAGGAGGAGACCAGGAGGAGGGGACCAGGAGGAGGAGACCAGGAGGGAGAGACCAGGAGGAGGGGAGGAGACCAGGAGGAGGGGACCAGGAGGAGGGGACCAGGAGGAGGAGACCAGGAGGAGGGGACCAGGAGGAGGAGACCAGGAGGAGGGGACCAGGAGGAGGGGACCAGGAGGAGGAGACCAGGAGGAGGGGACCAGGAGGAGGAGACCAGGAGGAGGGGAUCAGGAGGGAGAGACCAGGAGGAGGAGACCAGGAGGAGGGGACCAGGAGGAGGGGACCAGGAGGAGGAGACCAGGAGGAGGAGACCAGGAGGAGGGGACCAGGAGGAGGAGACCAGGAGGAGGGGACCAGGAGGAGGAGACCAGGAGGAGGGGAUCAGGAGGGAGAGACCAGGAGGAGGAGACCAGGAGGAGGGGACCAGGAGGGAGAGACCAGGAGGAGGAGACCAGGAGGAGGGGAUCAGGAGGGAGAGACCAGGAGGAGGAGACCAGGAGGAGGGGAUCAGGAGGGAGAGACCAGGAGGAGGGGACCAGGAGGGAGAAACCAGGAGGAGGAGACCAGGAGGGAGAGAACAGGAGGAGGGGACCAGGAGGGAGAGACCAGGAGGAGGAGACCAGGAGGAGGAGACCAGGAGGAGGAGACCAGGAGUAGGAGACCAGGAGGAGGGGACCAGGAGGGAGAGACCAGGAGGAGGAGACCAGGAGGAGGGGACCAGGAGGGAGAGACCAGGAGGAGGAGACCAGGAGGAGGGGACCAGGAGGAGGAGACCAGAUGGAGGAGACCAGAUGGAGGGGACCAGGAGGAGGAGACCAGGAGGAGGGGACCAGGAGGAGGGGACCAGGAGGAGGAGACCAGGAGGAGGAGACCAGGAGGAGGAGACCAGGAGGUAGAGACCAGGAGGAGGAGACCAGGAGGAGGGGAUCAGGAGGGAGAGACCAGGAGGAGGAGACCAGGAGGAGGGGAUCAGGAGGGAAAGACCAGGAGGAGGAGACCAGGAGGGAGAGACCAGGAGGAGGAGACCAGGAGGGAGAGACCAGGAGGAGGGGACCAGGAGGGAGAGACCAGGAGGAGGAGACCAGGAGGAGGAGACCAGGAGGGAGAGACCAGGAGGAGGGGACCAGGAGGGAGAGACCAGGAGGAGGAGACCAGGAGGAGGGGACCAGGAGGAGGAGACCAGGAGGAGGAGACCAGGAGGGGAGGACCAGGAGGGAGAGACCAGGAGGAGGAGACUAGGAGGAGGAGACCAGGAGGAGGAGACCAGGAGGAGGAGACCAGGAGGAGGAGACCAGGAGGAGGAGACCAGGAGGAGGGGACCAGGAGGAAGAGACCAGGAGGAGGGGACCAGGAGGAGGGGACCAGGAGGAGGGGACCAGGAGGGAGAGACCAGGAGGAGGAGACCAGGAGGGAGAGACCAGGAGGAAGAGACCAGGAGGAGGUGACCAGGAGGAGGGGACCAGGAGGGAGAGACCAGGAGGAGGAGACCAGGAGGAGGAGACCAGGAGGAGGAGACCAGGAGGGAGAGACCAGGAGGAGGAGACCAGGAGGAGGGGACCAGGAGGGAGAGACCAGGAGGAGGAGACCAGGAGGAGGGGACCAGGAGGUAGAGACCAGGAGGAGGAGACCAGGAGGAGGAGACCAGGAGGAGGAGACCAGGAGGAGGGGACCAGGAGGAGGGGACCAGGAGGAGGAGACCAGGAGGAGGAGACCAGGAGGAGGGGACCAGGAGGAAGAGACCAGGAGGAGGGGACCAGGAGGAAGAGACCAGGAGGAGGAGACCAGGAGGAGGAGACCAGGAGGAGGAGACCAGGAGGAGGAGACCAGGAGGAGGAGACCAGGAGGAGGGGACCAGGAGGAGGAGACCAGGAGGGAGAGACCAGGAGGAGGGGACCAGAGGGAGAGACCAGGAGGAGGAGACCAGGAGGGAGAGACCAGGAGGAGGGGACCAGAGGAGAGACCAGGAGGAGGGACCAGGAGGAGGGGACCAGGAGGAGGGGACCAGGAGGAGGGGACCAGGAGGAGGAGACCAGGAGGAGGGGACCAGGAGGAGGAGACCAGGAGGAGGGGACCAGGAGGAGGAGACCAGGAGGGAGAGACCAGGAGGAGGGGACCAGAGGGAGAGACCAGGAGGAGGGGACCAGAGGGAGAGACCAGGAGGAGGAGACCAGGAGGAGGGGACCAGGAGGAGGGGACCAGGAGGAGGAUACCAGGAGGAGGGACAGGAUUCCCCCAGAUGAGCUGGAGGAAGUCUUCAUGA